AUGUCGUCCCCUCUCAACACCGAACAACUAAAUGUUUUUCAUGCUCAAGAUAGAGAGAUAUUCUCUAAAUUGGUCCUGAAAUACUCAAGACCUCCAGCUGAGUCUCUUCUUGUCAUGGCCACAUGGCUUUGGCUUGAGGACUUUAAGUUUGAAAACAUCUUCUCAAUCAUCGAGGCUCUCACAGAUCCACUCAUUGUGGCUCUUGCUGAUGAGGCUGUCUCAUGCUUUCAGUGCCUUGAAUCUACCGAUCCCCCAAAUGGCUUAAGUCAAAUCCCUCUCAGUACCAAAUAUUUUAAAAACGACAUAUCGAUCGAACUAAUCUACAAGAAUCGGUAUAGCGCUAUCACAGGAAUCAAGAACUUCUUGAACACCGUUUGUUCUAGAAUUUUCUCAGACAUCCUUCAACGAGUUCUCCCAUCUUCUUCACCAUCAUCUUCCUUCGGCAGUACAAGACUUCGCCAACCUCUUAGCAUUCCUGGGUUCCCUCAUCCGACUUUUGGGAGCAUCAACGUAAUGCUUGACAACAACUUGUUUUUCAUCCCUCAUGGUCUAUGGGGAUGGAAUGCUAACUGCAUCGCAACUGAGAAUGACCGCACCUUGUUUCUUACAUUUUCUCGUGGGUUUCCAGUAACUCAUGCAGAGGUAUAUGAACUCUUCACUAAGGAAUUCGGAGAAAAUUGUGUUGAGAGCGUUAUCAUGCAACACGACUACAAAAACGCUUCCAAUAAUGCAUAUGUGAAUGGCAGCAGCUGGCAGCAGGAACAAUCACUAUUCGCGAGGCUUAUGUUGGAUUCGGUUGCUAGUGUGGAUCGCGUACUCAACGGCCAGAUGAAAAGAAGGUUUGAGUUGUACGGAAAACACAUUUGGGCUCGUAAGUAUAAGAAUAGGACAAACCUAUCUAAUUGA
Messenger RNA from Camelina sativa (false flax), 906 nucleotides. RefSeq lists its product as uncharacterized. The record is from RefSeq and is a predicted model, not a curated record. NCBI's taxonomy places the organism in Eukaryota, Viridiplantae, Streptophyta, Magnoliopsida, Brassicales, Brassicaceae.